UCCUAAAAGAAAAAGAUAUAUUUAAUUAUUUUCUCUCGUCCUCUCUUCUGAAUAAUCGCCUCUUCAGAACCCCUCCCCAAACUCUCCUCCGGCGAUCUCUCUCUCUCUCUCUCUCUCCGACGAUUAGAAGGCUAUUGAGAUGGCAACUCCGAUGGUAGAAGACACGUCAAGCUUCGAAGAGGAUCAGCUCGCGUCCAUGUCCACCGAAGACAUCGUUAGAGCUACUCGUCUCCUCGACAACGAGAUUCGAAUUCUCAAGGAAGACGCACAAAGAACAAAUCUAGAAUGUGAUUCUUACAAGGAGAAGAUAAAGGAGAAUCAGGAGAAGAUUAAACUCAACAAGCAGCUUCCUUACUUGGUUGGCAACAUUGUUGAGAUAUUGGAGAUGAAUCCUGAAGACGAUGCUGAGGAAGACGGUGCUAAUAUUGACCUUGACUCGCAACGGAAGGGGAAGUGCGUUGUGUUGAAAACCUCUACACGACAGACAAUCUUUCUACCAGUUGUUGGUCUGGUGGACCCCGAUAGCCUUAAGCCUGGUGAUUUGGUUGGAGUUAAUAAAGACAGUUACCUGAUUCUGGACACCUUGCCGUCUGAGUAUGACUCUAGGGUUAAAGCCAUGGAGGUCGAUGAGAAACCUACCGAAGAUUACAAUGACAUUGGAGGACUAGAGAAGCAGAUCCAAGAGCUUGUAGAGGCAAUCGUGCUCCCCAUGACGCACAAGGAGCGUUUCGAGAAGCUGGGUGUUCGUCCACCAAAGGGAGUGCUUUUAUAUGGUCCUCCAGGGACUGGUAAAACUUUAAUGGCCCGUGCCUGUGCAGCACAGACCAAUGCAACCUUUCUAAAAUUGGCAGGUCCUCAAUUGGUCCAGAUGUUUAUUGGAGACGGAGCAAAACUUGUCCGUGAUGCCUUUCAACUAGCGAAAGAGAAAGCUCCAUGCAUCAUCUUCAUUGAUGAAAUCGAUGCCAUUGGUACCAAGCGUUUUGACAGUGAAGUAAGUGGAGACAGGGAAGUGCAGAGGACUAUGUUGGAGCUGCUCAAUCAGCUUGAUGGAUUCAGUAGCGAUGAGCGUAUUAAGGUGAUUGCAGCCACUAACCGUGCAGAUAUUCUGGAUCCAGCACUCAUGCGUUCUGGUCGAUUAGACAGGAAGAUUGAGUUCCCACAUCCAACAGAAGAAGCAAGAGCCAGAAUCUUGCAGAUUCACUCGAGGAAGAUGAAUGUACACCCAGACGUCAACUUUGAGGAGCUUGCAAGAUCGACAGAUGAUUUCAAUGGCGCUCAACUGAAAGCAGUAUGUGUAGAGGCUGGCAUGUUAGCUCUUCGUCGUGAUGCCACGGAGGUGAACCAUGAGGACUUCAAUGAAGGUAUCAUCCAAGUCCAGGCCAAGAAGAAAGCAAGUUUGAACUACUACGCCUAAUCUCUAUUUUUGUUUGCUCUCAUCUUUCAACUAGUGUUGCAUUCCUAUUUGGAUAUUUUCAUAUUUUCAAAUCAGGAUAUGUAUUAUCGAAAUACAUUUAGUUGUGUUCAUCUUCUUUUCUUCUGAGACAAGAAAAUGAAUUUUAUACGGUGUACCAUCUUUUUAUUGUUGAACUGUGUUUGUGAGAAAAAAUCAUUACCUUCUUAUCAGUUUGUA
Messenger RNA from Brassica rapa (field mustard), 1630 nucleotides. RefSeq names its product 26S proteasome regulatory subunit 6A homolog. Gene Ontology annotation, molecular function: ATP hydrolysis activity; ATP binding. Lineage: Eukaryota; Viridiplantae; Streptophyta; Magnoliopsida; Brassicales; Brassicaceae. The record is from RefSeq and is a predicted model, not a curated record.